Candida tropicalis MYA-3404 is the source of this 2034-nucleotide messenger RNA. Its product is annotated as sorting nexin 1. Gene Ontology annotation, molecular function: phosphatidylinositol binding. The coding region runs from base 1 to 2034 and encodes 677 amino acids. The transcript has a single exon. Lineage: Eukaryota; Fungi; Ascomycota; Pichiomycetes; Serinales; Debaryomycetaceae. Gene Ontology annotation, biological process: retrograde transport, endosome to Golgi; protein retention in Golgi apparatus. The record is from RefSeq and is a predicted model, not a curated record. Gene Ontology annotation, cellular component: endosome.
AUGGAUAACGAUGAUUUAACUGGAUCAGUAUGGGAUGAUGCUGUAUCACCGAAUGAUAACAAGGAUGACUAUUCAACCACACGAACUACAUCCUCCUUGCAUCAUUCAAUUGUUUCGCCUUUGUCAAAUCAAUUUAAUUCUCUCACUAUCGAAGAUCCUUUUGCAAGUCCAUUAGGUUUUGGUAACGAACGAGAUACUGAUAAUAAUGAUACGUACGAAGAAGACGAGAAGGAAGAAGAAGACGAAGAAGAAACACCGGCAGAUAUUGAUGAUGUUAGUAGGUCACAACAGUCUGAGUACGACGCCGUUGGUGAACAAGCCAAAGAAUUAAAAAAGGAGGAAAAUAAAGAACAUUCCACUCAAAUUUUAUCAGAAUUGACUAGUGGUAUUGAUGAUAGUGAUAUUUUGGAAUCUUCACUUGUUAAAUCACCUGAAAAACUUUUAGCAUCUGAUUCAUUGUUCAAUGAUAAAGGGGCUUCGCCAUUGAGAAUCUCCAAAUCAAGAGGAGAUAUGAAAUCACCAAGUCGACCAACAACAGUAAAAUCUACAAAGUUCAAGGCUACACGUCCAAGAAAGUUUAGUGCUAAAGUUAAUGUACAACAUAUGGAUGAAAAUAACUCAAAUCUGUUGGGUCCAUUAAGUAUAGAAACAACUAGCGAGGGAACAUCACAAUUGAAAGCAGCACAGUCAAAUUCAACUACAGCGUCUGAGGCAAUCGCUAAAGAGACAGAGGCACCACUUUAUGAGAUAGAUAACAAGGAUGAUAGUCAACUGGAUAAAGAGACAGUUAGUAAGAAGCAAAAAGGGUCUAAUCAACAAUCUGACCCACACGCAAAUAAAUUGGAAAUAGCUGUCGGAGAUCCAAUGAAAGUCGGGGAUAUCACCACAGUUCAUAUAGUCUAUACAAUCAAAACUAAAAAUAAGAACUUGGAGUCAAAUUAUUUUCCAGCUACUGAAACAACCGAGGUUACUAGAAGAUACAAGGAUUUCAGAUGGAUAUAUCAUCAAUUACAGAAUAAUCAUCCAGGAAGAAUUAUUCCGCCACCACCAUCUAAACAGACCUACAUUGGAAGAUUUAAUGAAAAUUUUAUUGAGAAUAGACGGUUGUCCUUGGAAAAAAUGUUGAAUAAAAUUUGCAAUAUUUCAGUAUUGGCCAACGAUUCAGACUUUGUGAUGUUUUUGACAAGUGAGGAUUUUGCGAAUGAGUCAAAGGAGAGGGAAAGAGUAUCUGGUUCUGGAGCUUCUGCUCAAAAUAGUGAAUAUCUUGACAGAAGCGAAGAUCUUGCUGUUACUUCUGCGGCAGCAGCUGCGUCCGGUGCUUCAAGUGGAUUCAUGAGUUCCUUAUUUUCCAUGUCUACUAAGGUCACAGAACCAGAUCAGUAUUUUAUUGCAAAGAAACAGUACAUUGAUGAUUUAGAGUAUAACUUGAAACAAUUUUAUAAAACUAUUGAACUCAUUGGUCAACAAAGAAUGGACAUGAUUGGAAUUUUGGAUGAAAUAUCAACUACAAUGGAUGAAUUAUCAGGUUUGGAGAUUUCGAAAGUUACUAGUGACCUCUUAUCUGCCUUCAGUGAAGUUGAACUGAAGAUAAAGGACAAUCUUGAUAGAAUAAAUUUGCAAGACCAUUUAACUCUUGGAUUUACUAUUGAAGAAUAUCUCCGGACUAUUGGUUCAAUAAAUUUUGUUUUCGAUACCAGAUUAAAUGUUUAUCAACAGUUGAAUAACUUUACUCAAGAGUUGAAUAAGAAGCAGAGUCAAUUAGACAAAUUGACUCGCAAACAACAACAGGUUGAUAAGAUUAAACAGCUUAACUUUGAGGUAGAUAAAUUGAAACAAAGGACUGAAGCGUAUGAACAGAGCUUUAAGAAGAUUAGUGAUACUAUCAAAGUAGAGUUGGAAACUUUUGAAUAUGAAAGAAUUGACGAUUUCAGAAACAGCGUGGAGAUAUUUAUCGAAAGUGCUAUUGAAGCGCAGAAAGAAGCUAUUGAAUUAUAUGAAACAUUUUAUGAAAGGCAGAAAUUAGGGGAUAUCUAG